AUACAGAGAGCCAGUCUGAUAACUCAGCCCAGGAACCAGAUGAAAAGACUCACCUUGUCAAAGGUGUUGGCGGGAAAGCAGUUGCCAUGGUGAAUCCAUUAGUUGCAGAGCCCAAGAAUGUUCAGCAGCCGACUUCAGUGGUGGAGCUGGCACUGACCGCAUGCCUCCCUUACGGCCUGCAGUACAACACCACCACCCAGAGGGACGCCGGGCAGGGUAAGAUAACCAUCACCAUCCCGCUGGCCCAAAACCCGGGAGCAUCAUCGGCCAGCACUCACCCACAGCAGCAGCCACCGCUGGGAGCGUUUAGUGUCCUUUCGCCCAGCCAGUGUCCUCUGCAGCCCGCCAACACCACCACAGCCAACAAUCCCGUCAAAACAAACGCAAAGGCCUCCGUUACUGCCAACGCCCCUUCCAACUCGAGUUCCUGCAGUAGCCAAGUACCAGGACCUUGCCCCACAACUGUACCCACGCACACCCCGGGACCGGGGCCCCUGCCGCCCCCCGCAGUCACACACAGCACCGCUCAGAGUGAUUCCUUGUCCUACAUCAACAGCUCCAGCCUGCCAGUUACGCCACAGGCCAGCGGGAUGCAGCAGCAGGGGGGCUGCAACUCCUGUGGCUGCCGUGGAACCUGCGCGGGCAACAGCGCCCACCAGACACCCAGCUACUUCCUGCCGCCCCAGCCUGCCCGUCAGAUGUUCGGGCCACCACCCCCGUUCUUCCAUCUCCCUCCGUCUCUAUGCAACAGUUUCCCUGCCCAGGGUCACCAGAAUAAUGGGACGCCUCUGCCCUUCUACGCCCACACCGGUCCUCCUGCGGCGUUCCUACACGCUCACUCGGAUCACAUGCUGGCGUCACCGGCGGGAUACAGCCUGCCUCAGAUGCCCCCCUUCCGUCGCUUUUACCCACCUGUCUUUCCGCCGGUUGGCAUGAUGUCUAGCGGAACCAACAUGAAGAAGACCAACAAUGUGUCCUGCUAUAACUGCGGCAUGAGCGGACAUUACGCUCAAGACUGCAAGCAACUGUCCAUCGACGCCGGGCUGACAGGUGGUUUCCGGCUGAAGUAUGUUGCCCCAAACUCCUCAGAAGCACUAGAUAAAACCGAUUGACCGCAAACGGGACCAAAGCCCGGGCAGCCAGUGAUUCCAGAGACCCUUGAGAUAGAGUUCAGUUCUGUUCUGUUUGUGAGCAUCCUUGUCCAGAGAGCAAAAAAAAAAAAAAAGCCAAUGCAAAUGACACUUGACUGCAAGAUGAGUUGCUUAAACAUAAUGGGUUCUCUUAGAAAUUAAAUUAUAUUAAUGUUAUAGUUUAAAUAGGAUGGAUUGCAAGAUGAUUUUUGUUUUAGGUUCAGAAUAGUUUAUUGUUGUCAGAAGGAUUUUAUAUGAGCUGAUGUUCUCAUUCGCAGCGUCUGGCGAAGUUAAUGAGAAAAUUAAACUUGAGUCCUUUAGUGCAGUAUUUUUUUUUCUGACACGGGUGAAUCUUUAUAGGCUUUUAUACGUGCUACAGGAGAAAAUGACAAGAAAAGUACUUUAAAAAUUUUUUUGAAUAUUUUGGGAGUUUGUUUUGUUAUUAAAGAUAUGCUUGUUCUCUUGCUGAUAGUGGUUUAUAAUGAUGCUCUAGCAACAUUAUACACCGCUGGUUUGUCCUGUUCUCAUUCUGAACGCGAUGCACUACAACUGUUGUUCUCUGAAAAAUGUGAGUCAGGUGUUUCAAAUGCACUGAAAGAGCCAAAUCUGCAGUACUGCCUCUCAUUUACACGCUCUGACCACUAGAGUAGCUUCAGCCCUCACAGACUCAAGCGUGUUCAUAUAGGACACUCUGUGCUUUAAGUGUGGAGUCAGAUGAAAUCCUUCAGACAU
Sinocyclocheilus anshuiensis is the source of this 1862-nucleotide messenger RNA. RefSeq names its product zinc finger CCHC domain-containing protein 2-like. The record is from RefSeq and is a predicted model, not a curated record. The transcript has 2 exons. The annotation marks the transcript as partial. Gene Ontology annotation, molecular function: nucleic acid binding; zinc ion binding. NCBI's taxonomy places the organism in Eukaryota, Metazoa, Chordata, Actinopteri, Cypriniformes, Cyprinidae.